AUGUCUCUCGCUAAACAAAAUUUCGCAUCAGUCUCGGAAGAAGCUAUAAACGUACAAAUUAACGCUGAGCUCGAAGCAGCCCAAGCUUAUCUUUCUCUUGCCGCAUGGGCAGGAAACGUCAAUGUCGCGCUACCGGGACUUACCAAAUUCUUUCAGGAAAGUGCUACAGAAGAACGGGAUCACGCCAACAAACUAAUCAAUUAUCAAAACCUUCGCGGUGGAAAAGUGGUUCUCACCGAUUUAAAAGUACCAGAAGCUAACUGGACAUCUGCUAAAGUUGCAUUAGAAACGGCUCUUCAACUCGAAAAAGAUGUCAACAAGUCACUUUUGAAUCUGCACAAAAUCGCGGAGGAGCAGAAUGAUCCACAGUUGUGCGAUUAUCUCGAGUCGGAGUUUUUGGGAGAACAAGUUGUGGCCAUUAAGAAGCUUGCAGAUUUUGUGACUCAGUUGAAUCGUGUUGGUGGGGAUGGACUUGGUCUUUAUUUGUUUGAUCAAGAUUUGUUGGCGGGAAAAUCUAUCAAUAUCGAUCAUGCUAUUUGA
Messenger RNA from Ambispora leptoticha, 540 nucleotides. The record is from the annotation of a GenBank genome assembly. Lineage: Eukaryota; Fungi; Glomeromycota; Glomeromycetes; Archaeosporales; Ambisporaceae.